AGGACAGUGGCAGCAAGAAGGAAUUGUCAGCUGGAAAGAUUUCCACCUGGUCCGCUCAAGCUGCUGGAGGCAAUCUGUUGCUGUCGCUCUUCAGCGACUCGGACGCCGUGCUGCGGGGCCGCGCCUUGGAAGUCUUCGUGCGGCGCAGCUACCGCGCCUGCGGUGUUAGCGGCAGCUCCCACCUGGCGGUGGCAACGCAGGGGCCGGGGAUCAUGGGAGCCAGGUGGCGCUUUCGUAACCCUGGUGUCGCAGUGGCUGGCACCAUGAGUGUAUGGCAAGGCUCGGCCAAGGUCUUGCCGCACAGCAAGGCGCUGGAGGAAUACCUAAGCAGCCCAAAUCUGUCCUUGGGUUUCGACGAAAAGAAGGAGGCCAUCGAUGACGCCAAAUCACCAGGUCGUUUGCACAUCAUUGUGUUGGACUCCGUCGACGUGGAUCAGGUGCAUCAGAGGCUGCGAGCCAUGGAAGCGAAGUUGCGCAACUUCGGGGCCAUCGAGGUGGUCUUGGUUACACCUGGUAGUCGCGCAGCAGUCGAACCCAGCUACUCUCACUUUUCCUUGCGACACGGCUGGCGGGAGGUGACCUCCUCGCGUGAUCUCGGCCCUGCUGCGCCCUGUCUGUUGGAAGUGGAGCAGCUGUCAGAAGAGUUUCAGCUUCAACGUCUUCCGCCGGUGGCAUCUACUGCCGAACUGGCGCAUGUGUUCCUGGGAACGCCGACCAAGGGAAGUUCCAUGGUGGUUCAUGCCUGCCUGGCGUGUCAUUCCCAUAUGGGUUUGGAUCCUGAGCGCAACGACUGGGCCGUUCGCUUGGAGGGCUUGCUGUUGGACGGAAUGCACGAAUUGGAAAACGCCAAGUUGAAUCCCAAGGUUCAAGGAGCAGAAGGUCGCGUCUACUUGCACUUGACAGCCUUGGCAGACAUGGACGGUUCCGCGCUCUUUGGCUUGUUGGAAGCCUUCACACGAGAGUUCGCGGCCAGACAUGGCGCAUUAAUACAAGGACUUUGGGUGGACGAGAUCACCAUCAAGGUGCGAUUGGGUUCAGAAUCUGCUGGUUGUCAAGGCGUUUUACGCUUCAGCAUUACCUCAGGACAUGAGAAGUACAUGAAAUGUACCGGCAUGUUGGAACAAGUGGAUCCCAUCACUGGAACGCCCAUGAAAUGGCAGGACCUGCAGACGGGGCAGGAACGCGCGCCCGUGGCGGCGGACGUGGCGCUCAGGGCCAAGCGGGCCACGGCCCGGAAAGCGGGGUCCACCUACGCGCCGGACUUCCUGGGCCUCUUGGAGGCGGCCUUGGUGAAGGCCUGGGGCGCUGGCAGCCUCCCCAAGGAGUUGCUGAAAGCCUCGGAGUUGGCGCUGAACGUCAACGGUCAACUCCAAGAGUUGGAAAGCCGUGGCACUGGCGCCAUCGGCAUGUUGGCGUGGCGCCUGCUGCUGCGGACCCCGGAGUUCCCCGAGGGACGCUCCCUGGUGUUGAUCGCCAACGACGUCACGCACCAAGCAGGUUCCUUCGGCGUGGCAGAGGACCACUUCUUUAAGAAGGCCACAGAAUACGCCCGGCAGCGGGGCUUGCCACGGGUCUAUAUCGCCUGCAACAGCGGAGCUCGUGUGGGUUUGGUGGAGGAAAUCAUGCCCAAGUUACGGGUUCACUGGAAUGAUGCGGCAGAUCCUUCCAAGGGCUUUCAGUACCUCUAUUUGACGGAGGCUGAUUACAAGAGCCUUCCCAGUGGCGCAGUCAUCGGCAAGCUGGUGCCUGGGGUUGGCUAUGCGCUGGAUGCUGUGGUUGGACAGGGUUUGAGUUCCAUCCAGGGUGGCAUUGGUGUGGAAAAUCUACAGGGCUCCGGCUCCAUUGCCGGGGAGACCAGCAGGGCAUACCAGGACAUUUUUACAUUGUCCUACGUCACUGGCAGAUCCGUGGGCAUUGGCGCGUAUCUGAACCGCCUGGGACAACGGGUCAUCCAAUCGGUGGAUGGGCCCUUGGUACUCACUGGCUAUGGUGCUCUCAACAAGUUGCUGGGGAAGAGUGUGUAUUUUUCUCAAGACCAGCUUGGAGGACCCCAGAUCAUGGUUCCCAACGGCAUCACCCACCAGCUGGUACAAAACGAUCAGGAAGGUGCUGAGGCAAUUCUGAAGUGGCUCUCCUUUGUUCCCAGGGAUACCUGGUCCCUGCCACAGUCAAUCUCUUCAACAGACCCUCUCGACCGAUCCGUGGAGUUUAGACCUACGAAACAACCUUAUGAUCCUCGGCACAUGUUGGCUGGAACGACAACGGGAAAUGGCAAAUGGCUUUCUGGUUUCUUCGACCGAGGAAGUUUCGUUGAAUACAUGGCUGGUUGGGGCCGAAGUGUAGUAGUAGGUCGAGCACGCUUGGGGGGCAUCCCCAUGGGUGUCAUAGCAGUCGAGACCAGGAAUGUUGAAAGGAGAAUACCUGCUGAUCCCGGCAAUCCAGAGAGUAGAGAGAUUGUCGAGCCUCAAGCAGGACAAGUGUGGUUUCCUGACAGUGCCUACAAGACAGCCACAGCCAUACGGGACUUCAAUGUGGGCGAAAAUCUUCCUUUGAUGAUCUUUGCCAAUUGGCGUGGUUUCUCUGGAGGAACUCGAGACAUGUACGGAGAAGUCUUGAAAUUCGGAGCUCAGAUUGUGGAUGCCUUGGUGGAUUACAAACAACCCGUCUUCAUUUACAUUCCCCCGGAGGGCGAACUCCGUGGGGGCUCCUGGGUGGUGGUGGAUCCAGCCAUCAAUCCCGAUGUCAUGGAGAUGUACGCCGAUCAAGACAGCAGGGGUGGCAUUUUGGAGCCGGCUGGAAUCGUUGAAGUGAAGUUCCGGUCCAAACAGAGGGUGGAGAUGAUGCAUCGGUUGGAUGACAAACUUCAGCAGCUGGAUGCGCAGAUGAAGACAUCACCAGCACCGGAGCAGCUGCAGCAGGAGAUCCAUCGAAGGGAAGAGAUGCUGCAACCGCUCUAUACCCAGGUGGCCUGUGAGUUUGCCGACCUCCACGACCGCGCGGGGCGGAUGAAGGCGGUGGGCGCAGUGCGUGAGAGUCUCCAGUGGUCACAAUCCCGCGGCUAUUUCUACUGGCGCCUGAAACGACGACUGCUGGAGGAUCGCAUGGUGAAGGAUCUCCAGGCCGCCGAUGACCGCUUGAGCCGCGCGGAUGCUCGGCAGCUCCUCAGCGUCGCCUCCGACGUGCCCGACGCGGACGCCGUGGAGCGGCUGCAGAAGACCUCGAUGAAUCAGCAGAUCCGACAGGUUCAUGCGCAGGCGGUGCGCAGGAAGUUUUGCCAGGCCUAUGAGGACUUAGAAGCUGCCGGCGAGGUCACCGGUCUGCGCCGCUCCCUGCUGCGCUGCCUGCUGCCGCGGACCGGUGCUGCACCAGGUGUCCGUGACGACGUGGGCGAGGCAAAGGUGGUGCAACGGGAAGUGAGAGGAGCUUAUCCUGGAUUGCUUGGAAAGGAAGUGCCACACAAGAAAUGAUCGACUGUCCUUUGAAAUGAGGGAAAGAUCUCUCAAUUGCAGAUUUGGGUUGGAAAU
Cladocopium goreaui is the source of this 3524-nucleotide messenger RNA. NCBI's taxonomy places the organism in Eukaryota, Dinophyceae, Suessiales, Symbiodiniaceae. The record is from the annotation of a GenBank genome assembly.